AUGUUGCAAAAGGCCUUUAAAGAUGAGUGUAUUGCAAAAACGCAAAUAAAGGAGUGGUAUAGGCGGUUCAAAAGUGGCCGCACAUCUCUUGACAGUGAUCCUCGUUCUGGCCGACCUUCGACGGGAACAUCGUCGGAUAAUGUCGAGCGUGUGCGUGUCGCAGUUGAACAAGAUCGUCGUUUGAAUGUGAGAGAACUAGAAGAUGAACUUGGAAUACCAAAAAGUACUGUUUGGCGAAUUUUAACCGAAAAUUUGGGAAUGACUCGUGUGUGUGCAAAAUUCAUCCUGAAACUUCUCACAGACCAACAAAAAAACCUUCGAUUAGAAAUCGCUCAGGACAAUCUGGAAAUUAUCAAUAGUGAUGAAAACUUUUUUCAAAAGGUGAUUACUGGUGACGAAACAUGGGUUUAUGGUUAUGAUCCUGAAACAAAUCAACUAUCUUCGAAAUGA
Messenger RNA from Belonocnema kinseyi, 450 nucleotides. Its product is annotated as protein GVQW3-like. The coding region runs from base 1 to 450 and encodes 149 amino acids. Gene Ontology annotation, molecular function: nucleic acid binding. The transcript has a single exon. The record is from RefSeq and is a predicted model, not a curated record. NCBI's taxonomy places the organism in Eukaryota, Metazoa, Arthropoda, Insecta, Hymenoptera, Cynipidae.